This is a messenger RNA of Cricetulus griseus (Chinese hamster), 1827 nucleotides long. NCBI's taxonomy places the organism in Eukaryota, Metazoa, Chordata, Mammalia, Rodentia, Cricetidae. The record is from RefSeq and is a predicted model, not a curated record.
AUGUCUGAUGUACGGGUAAAGUCCUCCUAUGCUUUGCAUGAGUCCCUUGAUUCAGCAGAGACUUCUACCAGGGACCAGAAGACAUCCUUGCCCAUGGAGCCCAAGUUUGAUAUGUUGUACAAGAUUGAGGACGUGCCACCAUGGUACCUGUGUAUCCUGCUGGGCUUCCAGCAUUACCUGACAUGCUUCAGUGGCACCAUUGCUGUGCCCUUCCUCCUGGCUGAGGCGCUGUGUGUGGGCCGUGACCAGCACAUGGUCAGUCAGCUCAUCGGCACCAUCUUCACCUGUGUGGGUAUCACCACUCUCAUCCAGACUACAGUGGGCAUCCGGCUGCCGCUGUUUCAGGCCAGUGCCUUUGCAUUUCUGGUUCCAGCCAAAGCUAUCCUGGCCUUGGAGAGGUGGAAGUGUCCCCCACAAGAGGAGAUCUAUGGUAACUGGAGUAUGCCUCUGGAUACCUCUCAUAUCUGGCAUCCUCGGAUUCGAGAGGUCCAGGGUGCAAUCAUGGUGUCCAGCAUGGUGGAGGUGGUAAUUGGGCUGAUGGGGCUGCCUGGGGCCCUGCUCAGCUACAUUGGGCCUCUCACAGUCACUCCCACUGUUUCCCUCAUUGGUCUCUCUGUUUUCCAAGCUGCUGGUGACAGAGCUGGCUCCCAUUGGGGCAUUUCAGCUUGCUCCAUUCUACUGAUCGUCCUGUUCUCCCAGUACCUACGCAACCUUACCUUCCUGCUGCCUGUUUACCGAUGGGGCAAGGGCCUCACUCUUUUCCGCAUCCAGAUCUUUAAGAUGUUUCCGAUCGUGCUGGCCAUCAUGACUGUGUGGCUCCUCUGCUAUGUGCUGACCCUGACCGAUGUGCUGCCUUCAGAUCCCACGGCCUAUGGCUUUCAGGCACGAACUGAUGCCCGAGGCGACAUCAUGGCUAGCUCACCCUGGAUCCCAAUCCCCUACCCAUGUCAGUGGGGCCUACCCACAGUGACUGUGGCUGCAGUUCUGGGAAUGUUCAGUGCCACACUUGCAGGCAUCAUUGAGUCCAUUGGUGACUACUAUGCUUGUGCCCGGCUGGCUGGUGCACCACCCCCUCCAGUACAUGCUAUCAACAGGGGAAUUUUCACUGAAGGCAUCUGCUGCAUUAUUGCUGGGCUACUGGGCACGGGCAACGGGUCCACUUCAUCCAGCCCCAACAUUGGGGUCCUAGGGAUUACCAAGGUGGGCAGCCGUCGAGUUGUGCAGUAUGGUGCAGGCAUCAUGCUAGUCCUGGGUGUCAUCGGCAAGUUCACAGCCCUCUUUGCCUCACUCCCAGACCCCAUCCUGGGAGGAAUGUUUUGCACCCUUUUUGGUGAGGGGGGGUACCCCCCGGGGGCCGGACUGUCCAAUCUGCAGUUUGUAGACAUGAACUCCUCCCGCAACCUCUUUGUAUUGGGAUUCUCUAUGUUCUUUGGCCUCAUGCUGCCCAAUUACCUGGAUUCCAAUCCAGGUGCUAUCAACACAGGCAUUCCUGAAGUGGAUCAGAUCCUAACUGUGCUGCUGACCACGGAGAUGUUUGUUGGCGGGUGCCUUGCUUUCAUACUGGACAACACAGUGCCAGGGAGCCCAGAGGAAAGAGGCCUGAUACAGUGGAAAGCUGGAGCCCACACCAACAGUGAGACAUCAGCGAGUGUGAAGAGUUACGAUUUCCCCUUUGGGAUGGGCAUAGUAAAAAGGACUGCCUUUUUCAGAUACAUUCCUAUCUGCCCAGUCUUCAGAGGGUUUUCUAAAAAGUCAAAAACUCAGCCUCCAGUUGUAGAAGACACUCCAAACAAUACAGAAACUGAGUCUGUGUGCACCAAGGUCUGA